Messenger RNA from Zingiber officinale, 921 nucleotides. Its product is annotated as histone H3.3-like. Gene Ontology annotation, cellular component: nucleosome. The coding region runs from base 355 to 765 and encodes 136 amino acids. The transcript is spliced from 2 exons. Lineage: Eukaryota; Viridiplantae; Streptophyta; Magnoliopsida; Zingiberales; Zingiberaceae. Gene Ontology annotation, molecular function: protein heterodimerization activity; structural constituent of chromatin; DNA binding. The record is from RefSeq and is a predicted model, not a curated record.
GUGUGAACCGUGUCACAGAAAUCGGCUCAGCCUAAAAGCCGUAGUUUGCAAGACACCCAAACUCGACUGUCCUUCUCCCUCCUAAACCGUUCGAUCCAGCUUCCACUAAUCGAGACCGUCGAAAUAUAAUACGAAAUGUAAAAAAGAUUUAUGACGUAAGCGAUCUUCUCCAAAGCGCAUCAUCCAAUCAGAGUAAAGCACGCAGAUCGUGUGCUUCCCUAACCAAUCCAAGACUGUCCGAUCCAACUCCACACGGAUCGAACCGUUCCCCAGUCCAAUAAAUACGCUCCUUAUUCAAACCUCAAAUUGUAUCCCGCUUUUUGCCUCUCGUUCAAAUCCUUCAGAUCCUUUGCCAUGGCUCGUACCAAGCAAACAGCCCGCAAAUCAACCGGCGGCAAAGCUCCCCGGAAGCAGCUCGCCACCAAGGCGGCCAGGAAAUCGGCGCCGACCACAGGCGGCGUGAAGAAGCCCCACCGGUACCGUCCCGGCACAGUGGCGCUUCGCGAGAUCCGCAAGUACCAGAAGAGCACGGACCUGCUUAUCCGGAAGCUGCCGUUCCAGCGGCUGGUGCGGGAGAUCGCGCAGGACUUCAAGACCGAUCUCCGGUUCCAGAGUCACGCCGUGCUGGCGCUUCAGGAGGCCGCGGAGGCCUACCUAGUAGGACUCUUCGAAGACACCAAUCUUUGUGCGAUCCACGCCAAGAGAGUCACCAUCAUGCCCAAGGAUAUCCAGUUAGCUCGCCGGAUCCGCGGCGAACGCGCCUGAUUUCGAUGCUGCAAUCCUUUUUGUUGAUGAUCCUGAUUGAUUACUUGCGGGAUCAAAAUAAUGCUUCUUUCGAAACUCAAGCAAUUGCGAUAUUCCUUAUUUGUAAAUGCGUAUACUGAGUUUUGCAAUUAUCAGUCUAAUUAAAUCCUUAACUAA